Messenger RNA from Pyricularia grisea, 888 nucleotides. RefSeq lists its product as uncharacterized. The coding region runs from base 1 to 888 and encodes 295 amino acids. The transcript has 5 exons. Lineage: Eukaryota; Fungi; Ascomycota; Sordariomycetes; Magnaporthales; Pyriculariaceae. The record is from RefSeq and is a predicted model, not a curated record. Gene Ontology annotation, molecular function: 4 iron, 4 sulfur cluster binding; ATP binding; ATP-dependent FeS chaperone activity. Gene Ontology annotation, biological process: iron-sulfur cluster assembly; mitochondrial respiratory chain complex I assembly. Gene Ontology annotation, cellular component: mitochondrion.
AUGAAUGUGAUACACCGACGAGCGUUUCACGCUCUGCGGUCUCUCCAGCACGAGAAUCCUCUAGGGCUUCCUCGCACGGGAACCAUACCGCGGAUGCAGCGUGGGCUCCCGCAGAAGCGGAGGAUAAAAGAUGUAACCAAAGUCAUUGCCGUAUCUUCCGCAAAGGGUGGUGUUGGCAAGAGCACUGUAGCUGCGAACCUUGCUCUUGCGUUUGCUAGACUUGGCCACCGUGCUGGAAUCCUGGACACCGACAUCUUUGGCCCAUCGAUACCCACCUUGUUCAACCUGUCUGAAGAGCCACGGUUGUCGCAGAACAACCAGCUGCUGCCCCUAUCCAACUAUGGAGUCAAGACCAUGUCCAUGGGCUACCUUGUCGGCGAAGAAUCCGCCGUAGUCUGGCGCGGACCCAUGGUCAUGAAGGCCCUGCAGCAGCUCCUGCACGAAGUCGACUGGGGCGGUCUGGACGUGCUGGUUCUGGACCUGCCACCAGGGACCGGAGACACCCAGCUGAGCAUCACGCAGCAAAUCUAUGUUGAUGGCUCCAUAAUCAUAACCACACCUCACACCCUAGCUGUGCAAGACGCCGUCAAGGGCAUCGACAUGUUCAACAAGGUGUCUGUGCCGAUCCUCGGGCUGGUGCAAAAUAUGUCUGCCUUUGUCUGCCAGCACUGCCACGGCGAGACGCCCAUCUUUGGGCCCGGGUCCGGGAUCGUAAAGGAGGUGUGCGACAAGCGCGGCAUCGAGCUCCUCGCAGAUCUUCCCCUGCACCCGAGCAUCUCGGGUGAUGCCGCGAGCGGUCGCCCCACCGUCGUGGCCGAGCCCGAGAGCUCGAGGGCGGCUCUCUUUAUGAAGAUUGCCCAGGCGGCUGGGGUCAAGGUUGGGCUUUGA